Molecule: messenger RNA, 1089 nt
Organism: Fusarium poae
Lineage: Eukaryota; Fungi; Ascomycota; Sordariomycetes; Hypocreales; Nectriaceae
Exons: 4
Coding region: 1-1089 (362 amino acids)
Source: RefSeq, a predicted model, not a curated record
AUGGCUUGGAAUACCAGUGAAAAGGCCCUCGAGCUCUUCAUAAUUCAGAUUUGCAGUACGGUAUUUGUGUACCUCUCAGGGUGUUUACGGUUCUGGGCGCAGUCUAUCAAUGGGAGAAAGAAGAUGAGCGAUGCAAAAGAUGAGAAGCCGCAUCCACUGGAUGACAAGUUGAUGUAUAUGUCGGUGCUUCUAUACAUCUCCCAGGCUAUCCUCAUAGUACGAGGCAUAGUCGGAGGCGGAAUCGGGCAGCAUGCGGAUAACUUGAACGAGGCGGAAGUUGUCAAAGGCUUCCAGACAUGGUAUUUCGGGGAACUACUAUACGCCGCACUUUCAUGCUCCGUCAAAACAUCGUUAGUCGUGUAUCUCCGCCGGGUGUAUGUCGUCAACAGUCCCUCACUUAAAAUCAUUUUGAAUUUAUGCCUUGUCUGCAUCUGGGCUACGUCGACUGCGUUUUUCUUUGCCAGCAUUUUCCAGUGCUCCCCCGUUGGCUACUACUGGGGUCAAUUCAGGCGCCCCACUGUGCCUGAGAGAUCUGACAAAACCAUUGUGCGUGGGAAAUGUCACAAAAACAUUGUGCCGAUUGCUGGUAUAGUCCUUAGCAUCGUUUUGGCUAUCAGCGACUGGGUCUUGGCUCUGGUACCUAUCAUGAGCCUAUGGAAAGGGUCGUUACCUUGGAAGACCAAGUUUGGAAUUCAAGCACUGGCUAGUUUAGGGGUCCUCGCCGGUGUGGUGAUGAUUGUUCGCAUUCCCUAUAUCAAGAUGUUGGAACCCACAAAGGAUUUCCUUUACGAAACGGUAGAUGUGGCCAAAUGGACUGUUAUAGAGGCGACUCUGGGAAUCAUAGCGGGAUGUUUGCCAAGUAUUUGGUCAUUGGUACGUUUCGCGAGAUCCAGACGUUCCUCACCAAGCCUUGACCGGGCAGACGAUGAGAAGGCAAACACGACCCACCACAAUCGCCGCACUAUUCUCGUCGAAACAACUGUUGAUAUCUCGACACGAUAUAUCAAUAAUUCCGACGACCGUCCGAGACACAGUUGGACAAGCGACUUCGGGCUUGAUUGGCAGCAGAAUCGAAGCAGACCGGCAUAG